This is a messenger RNA of Dracunculus medinensis (Guinea worm), 1266 nucleotides long. The record is from the annotation of a GenBank genome assembly. NCBI's taxonomy places the organism in Eukaryota, Metazoa, Nematoda, Chromadorea, Rhabditida, Dracunculidae.
AUGAUAACUCCGAUUUUUUCGAUAAAACAAGACGAUGAUUUUCUAUUUAUUGAUAUUGAUGCUCGUUAUGCGAAUAUAAAAGAAACAGAAAUUGAAUAUUUUGAUAAAAUUUUUUUCUUCUCAUCUUCACCAUAUUUUCUUCGUUUACAUUUUCCAUGUGAAAUUAUUGAUAAUGAAAAAGGUGAAGCGAAUUAUGAUUCUGAAAAUGGAAAAUUUUUAAUCAAAGUUCCAAAGAAAUUUCAUGGCGAAUUUUUUCCAAAUUUAGAAAUGAUAACGGAAUUAUUAAAACCGUCAAAGAUUGAAGCCGAUCAUCUCGUGCAAGAAUGCGGUGAAGAAAAUAUUAAUGAUAAUGAAUAUUAUAUGGAACAAACCAUUGAACAAAAAGAGUUAUCACCAAUUGAUGAAGUAUGCAAAAAAUUUGGCUACGGUUUUGGAUGGCGUCGACAUAACGUUCUAGGCAAAUUGAUUCAUGAGAUUGGAAAUUUGAUCGAUUUGAAAAAUCCGGAAAGCGUUUUGAUUGAGGAGCGAUCCAGCAAAUGUUUACAGCAAGACCAAAUUUCAUUUCGACCAGAACAUUAUUUAGCAGAUCUUUAUGAAAAGAGCGAUAUCCUCGAUGAAUGCCUCAAUUUCCAGUUGCCUGAAAUUUGCUUCGAGUUGUCUUCAAAAGAUCGUGAGAAGCUGAAGGAAUUAGGAAGGCGGAAAAUAGCCAUUUUAUCGGAUGCAUGCAAUCACAGUGUAAUUCUUUCAUUAAUUGAUAUUUUGUUUGCUUAUCUUUAUGAUCUUCGAACCACCGAUGGCGAACAUAAUGUUGAGUCAGGUUGGACAAUUAUCAAGUUGAGUCCUACUCUAACAUAUUUGACUAGGUGGAAAAAUGCAAAAGAAGCUAUUACAAGUGCAAUACGUCGUGCUCUUUGUUAUCCGCUUUAUCGUCACUGGCAGCUUUCUUUGAAGGUUUUCGAUGAUAUAAAAAGAGUUAUUAGUAGAGGAAAGGUGGCUAUUCUACAUUGUCUUUGUGAAAUACACUAUAUUCUUGCAAUCAGCGGUGAUUUCCGAUAUAUAUUAAACGAUUUAUAUCUCACUGAUUAUUGCGUAUGGAUACAAUCUGUGUCGGAUGAAAAAUUCGUUCAACUUUUCGAUGAUCUUAAGGCAAUUAAAAUUGAAAAACGAGAUGUUCAAUUGGAAUUGUGUACUUUAGAAAUUGAAGCUCAAAUUUCAACUUUAGAAAUUAAAGAAAAUAUUGAAGAAAUGGAUUCAGACGAUGAGUGA